Polyodon spathula (Mississippi paddlefish) is the source of this 5883-nucleotide messenger RNA. Its product is annotated as F-actin-uncapping protein LRRC16A-like. Gene Ontology annotation, cellular component: lamellipodium; plasma membrane. Lineage: Eukaryota; Metazoa; Chordata; Actinopteri; Acipenseriformes; Polyodontidae. The transcript has 37 exons. The record is from RefSeq and is a predicted model, not a curated record. Gene Ontology annotation, biological process: cell migration; regulation of Arp2/3 complex-mediated actin nucleation. Bases 269 to 4438 code for a protein of 1389 amino acids. Gene Ontology annotation, molecular function: protein binding.
UUUUUAAGUGGCUUUUCCCUUCCGUUUCUAUUGCUCAAUCUAUCAAAUCUCUUGUAUAUCCGUAGAGAACCAAAAUAAAGGGUGAUGCGCUGAUUCAAGUAUAAAUUCGUUAUAGCGACACUGAGGUAGACGGCAGAGACUUAGACAUGUAACUGAACAAAUACAACCGCACCUGCAAUACACGAACCAGAAUAUUUUAUUAAACUUUUUUUUUCCCAUUUCAAUUUUUUUUUUUAUUAUUAUUACACAGCAGCUACAAAUAGCAAACAUGACUGAAGCAAUCUCUGAUGUUCCGAAAGAACUGCAAGAAAGUAUUAGGGAUGUUAUUGGCAGGAAAAUUAAAAUUGCACUGAAAAAGAAAGUGAAGCUAGAAAUCAAAGGCGACAAGGUGGAAAAUAAAGUUCUGGCACUUGCAUCACACCGAGCCUAUCUGUUGACUGCCCGAAUCCCCACCAAGGUGGAACAAACUUUCAAUUAUUUCGAAAUACAAGGAAUCAAUUGCAGCAAACCGGGACAUUUGGCAGUGGAAUAUGAGAGGGGACUGGCCUCAAUGAAAUUGGCUUCAUCUGAAGAUGUGAAUGAAGUGGUAGCACACAUCGGGAACUGUCUUCAAAGGAUUUGUCCUGGUUUGUCUCCACUAAAAAUACUGAAAAAAGUUACAAUGGAACCUCCGGAGCGUCUUGUGAACCUUCAGGCACUGUGGAAUACUCAGAAUGUGAUUGAACCAGGGCCUUGUGGCGGUUUCUCUCACAUGUACAAAUGUGUCUGUGACUGGUUGGGAUUUCCGUAUAGGGAAGAGGUGCAGUGGGAUGUGGACACAAUUUAUCUAACACAAGACACCAGAGAAUUGAACCUUCAGGAUUUCAGUCAUUUAUAUCACAGAGAUUUAAUACCUAUUAUUGCUGUUCUGGAAUACAACCAGUGGUUUACAAAGCUCUCCAGCAAGGACCUCAAACUGUCUGCAGAUGUCUGUGAACAGAUUCUGCGCGUUGUGGGCCGGUCGAGUAGGUUGGAGGAGUUGGUGCUGGAAAAUGCAGGACUCAAAACAGAUUUUGCACAGAAAUUGGCCAACGCCCUCACCCUUAAUCCUUGUUCAGGACUUCACACAAUAAACCUUACCAAUAAUGCACUUGAGGACCGAGGUUUGUUCUCCCUGAGUAUCCAUUUUGCCAAACUCCCAAAGGGACUGAAACACUUAAAUAUCUCAAAAACCUCAUUAUCACCUAAAGGUGUGAACAGCCUUGCCCAGUCACUGAGUGCCAACCAGUUGGUUCUCAACAGCCUCCGUUAUCUUGACCUCUCAGGGAACCUUCUCCGAGGAGAUGACCUCUCACAUCUGUACAGUUUCCUGGCUCAACCCAACAGCCUUACUGUCCUGGAUGUAUCCAACUCUGACUGUGCGCUUGAUAUGCUGUGUGGAGCACUUGUACGAGGCUGUCUACAACACCUGGCAGUUUUAAACUUCUCUAAGACUGUUUUCUCUCACAGGAAAGGCAAAGAUGUCCCACCAUCCUUCAAACAGUUCUUUAGCAGUUCUCUGGCUUUAUCAAGCAUUAGUAUGUCAGGCACCAAACUCCCUCCUGAAGCACUGAAGUCACUUUUACUAGGCCUCGCUUGCAACCCUUACCUGAAGGAUGUCUCUCUAGAUCUUAGUUGUUGUGAGUUAAGAUCUGGAGGUUCUCAGAUUUUAGAAGGCUGCAUUGCAGAAAUUCCAAACAUUUCAAGCCUGGAUAUUUCAGAUAAUGGUUUGGAUUCUGAUCUUACAACUCUAGUGGUAUGGCUAAGCAAGAACAGAUCAAUUCAACAUUUAGCUCUGGGAAAAAACUUCAGCAACGUCAAAUCCAAAAAUCUGGCCCGCGUUAUGGACAAUUUAGUACACAUGAUUCAAGAUGAGGAGUCGCCUCUAACAUCCCUAUCCCUCGCAGACUCCAAACUAAAGAGUGACUUAACAAUCGUUUUGAAUGCCCUUGGCAGCAAUACCUCGCUCACGAAAGUGGACAUCAGUGGUAAUGGAAUGGGAGACAUGGGGGCUAAGAUGCUGGCCAAGGCACUGCAGAUCAACACAAAGCUCAGGACUGUCAUCUGGGACAAGAACAAUAUCAGUCCACAAGGCUUGCAGGACAUCGCUGUUGCUUUAGAAAAGAAUUUUACCUUAAGAUGUAUGCCUAUUCCCAUCAAUGAUGCUUCCCAGGCACUGAAAGCCAAUCUGGAAAAAACUGAAGAUGCGCUACAGAAGAUUGAGUUCUAUCUUCUCCGCAAUCAUGAGACUAGGAAGUACUUGCAGGAGCAGGCUUACAGGUUACAGCAGGGCAUCGUCAGCACGACCACACAGCAAAUGAUCAGUAGGAUGUGUGUCAAAGUCCAAGACCACCUUAACUCUUUGAAAAAUUCAGAAACGGAUUCUGUAGUGGAGGAUGUUAAAAUGGCGGAAAACUUCAUGAGGGAUGCUAAAAACUCAAAAGCGCUGUUGCCAAACCUCUAUCACCUGGGUGGUGCUUCCUGGACAGGUGUCAAUGGCUCUGCCUCGAAUCCCAUUCAUGAGAAACUAGAGUCCAUGGCUGGGGAGGUCACACUGGUUGUAGAUGAACAGUUAAAGACUCACUUGGAAUCAAUGGUGGAUGCAGCUGAAAGGCUCUGCCCUCACGUGAUGAUGAAAACCAACAUCCGGCAGGAUCUGAUUGAGGCUAGCACUGAGAAAAUGUCCAUCCCACACACAUACGUCAAGAAUGUUUUACUGGAGCAAUCCGGAAUAGACAUCCUCAACAAAAUCAGUGAAGUGAAGCUGAAUGUGGCCUCAUUCCUAUCAGACCGAAUUGUAGAUGAGAUCUUAGAAUCACUUUCCAGCUCUCAUCACAAACUGGCGGAGCACUUGACAAGACGAGGUACACCUCUUGUUCACCAGGAAUCACUUGAAAUAGAGGUGAUGGAGGAGAAAGUGGUGAAGCGCUCCACCCUGACAGCCGAGGACCUCACUGAGAUUGAGAGGCUGGAGGAACUGGACACCUGCGUGAUGACACCCAAGUCAAAGCGAAAAAGCAUUCACAGCAGAAUGCUGCGUCCUGUAUCAAGGGCUUUUGAAAUGGAAUUUGACCUGGAUAAAGCCCUGGAAGCAGUCCCCAUCUACAUCGAGGAUAUUCCCCUUGCUCACAGCAUUCUGGAGAAGAGGUGUUCCGGUGCCAUUCCAGAGCUGCCUUCAGAGGAGGCGAAGAAACUGGAGCAUUUCACCAAACUGAGGCCCAAGAGGAACAAGAAACAACAGCCUAGCAAAAUCACUCAGGUCAGCGCUGCUUUAUCUCAGGAGGGAGAACAAAAUGGCCUCAUGGGAAGAGUCGAUGAGGGAGUGGAUGAAUUCUUCACCAAGAAAGUUACCAAAAUGGAUACCAAAAAAAGAUCUUCUCUAAAGUCCUCUAACUCACAAGAAGGAGGGGAAAUGGAAGAAAAGAAGAAACGAGACUCCAGGAAGAGCGGCUUUUUCAACCUGAUCAAGUCCCGGUCCUCCAAGUCAGAGCGUCCCCAGACAGUAGCUUUGAGCGAGGAGCCCUCCUCCCCUAAGAGUUCAAUGAAGAGCCCUGCAGUGGAGCCCCUCUCCCCCAAGAGUUCAAUGAAGAGCCCUGCAGUGGAGCCCAGCAAAGUAAAAGAGGUGAAGCCAGUGUUGACAGACCAGAGCAGCAGCUCGGACCGCUCAGAGGAGCUCAAGACCCCUGACUCCAUGGACGAACACUCAGAAGACUCGCUGAAGGGAGACAAUAAGCCAGAGGGCAAGGGCAGCCCACAGGGGGGGAGGCGCUAUGGGGUCCAGGUUAUGGGCAGCGGACUUCUGGCCGAGAUGAAAGCCAAGCAAGAGAAGAGAGCAGCUGUGGUGCAUAAGGCACAUGACAGCACUUCAAGUACAGCCCGGCAUGACGGAAAUGGUUCAGCAACUAAGGGCCACAAUACCCCAUCUGAGAACCGGUUGCCUGGAGGGAAAGGCAAUUCCCCAGAGAACAACCUGAAGAGUGAAGCCAAGCCUGAGGCUGGAGUGAGGUUGCGCAGUUCUUCCGCAACCCCCACCAGCCCGAAACCCCCCCCACAGGUCACCAAGCCCAGUCUAAUAGGAUGGCCUACUGUUCUGCAGAAACCCCGCAGUAGCAGGAGCACAGAGGAAGGCCCAGAGUCUUCAGCAGGAAGCCUCUCUCUGCUGCCACACUCAUUGAAAAGAGGUCUUUCAGAGGAGAGAGACAGGCAGAGCAGCCCUAUUGUCAGUAGAUCCAGCAGCUGCUCUGCAGCACAAGAAGUACAUCCAACAUCCAUGUCGGAAGCAUCUCAGAGACGGAGCUCUGAGGAACACUCCGAGGACAAUGGGUCAAAGCCAAAAGAGCAGCCCCCUAACAAAGGCCAGCAGGGUAACAAGUCCUGUGACUCUGAAGAGGAAGGAGACAAGGACUUUAUUUUUGUAUAAGAACAGUAAACUUUGCAGCAAUCUACCCAUAUGGGUCUUUUUUUAGAUUUUCACGAAAUGAUUCUUAUUCACCAGAUUUGCUUCACAAAUUAUGUUGGUUUAAUGCUGAUCCUCACAGUCCAAUUAGUAGUUGAAUUUUCUUAAUUUGUUUUUCAACUUGCAUGACCUAAACAGUCAAUUUAUAUGCCUUUUUGUUUUUCUUCUUUUGGGGUUUUGAUUGUCUUUGUUUGGGGAAAUCUAGCUUUCCUCCCUGUUGUCCUUGAAAUGUCUCACAUCUCAGUAAAGCAGCUGUAAUAGGCGAGGGCAACUGCAAUCCUGUACGGUCAUUUCACUCCAGGAUAAGGUAUAAUGGUGUAAGGAACUACUUUAGCAGUUUUAUUUCUUCCAAUAAACCAUUUAAAUUAUGGUUGGUACAUAAACCUGCACUGGAAUGGCCACUUUUGCCCACCUCCAAGCUAUAAGGACUACAUUUCACUAUUCUGCAAGGCAAAGCAAAGCAAAUAAAAUGUGACACUUCUUUUGUGCAGCAGGUAAUGUAUGUACUGCUGAGUAUAUGUAUGUGUGUCAACUGUUCAUGUGAGAUAUUCAGUCAUAGACAAUAUUGUAACAGUAAGUAAAUGUUGCUGCUUAUUAUACCAUAAUUCAAGGUAACUGAUUAAGGACAAGUAUUUAUUCAAAUGUAAGCACUUUUUAACAAAACAAAAUUCAAAAUAAACACAAUUUCUAGCAAUUUAACAAAUAAUCUUUAUCGAAAAAACAUAUUUAUUUCAUUGAAAUAAUUUUCUUUAAAAAUUCCUGUUCACUUAUUCUUUGGGGCAUUGUCGUUUUGAAAGAUAAACUGUCUGCCAGUCAGCCUAUGAGCAGAUGGUAUCACGGUACUUUGUAGAGUGUUUUGAUACAUACAUUGCUCCCCCUUCAUAAGGCAGUCCUUUAUAUUGCAGAACAGGUUAUAAGGCAGUACGAUUAUGGCUCCCAUUUGCUCCAUAAUGCCAACACUAGUAGUCUCAUUUUAAGGUGGAACAGAAAUAGCAUGGUCUCUUAACUAUAGUUCCUGACUACAGUGUUAUAACGGGGGCAAAUGGGAGCCAUGACCAUGAAUGAUCCAAGUCCCUGCUGCUCAAACACCCCCAUGUCAUGAUCGAGCCACGACCAUGUUUAACUGUGGGUAUAAGGUUUUCUUUUUUGAAGCCUUUCCCUUUUUUCUUCAAACAUACUGUGGUCCAUUUUUGGGGAAAUUAUCUAUUUUAGUCUCUUUGGACCAAAGAUUUUAGUUGAAUGCUUCAGAUUCCUGUUGAUAUUUCUUGACAAAUUUGAGAUGGUUUGUUUUAUGAAUUUUCUUUCUUUCGUGCACUGUUAUGCCUGAUGCAUGUAAAUCUUUCUUUAAGUUCUUGGCUGUUAAUUUUUUAUUUUUUUUAAUUUAGUAAUCGGCAGUUGAUUUUACCCCG